AUGUUUUCGGGUGAACACCACGCUCCAUCAGAUGAAGCAGACUCAAGUUUAAAUACAGCAUCGGAAGAGGAAUCCACCACCACAUUUGUGAUCGAUGCCAAGUACCUUUUUGCUUUGUUAAAAGGGUUAAACCAGAUUAUGUUCGAAAAGGAUGAUUUGAUGACUGAGUCCAUGAUGAAUCAACAAGUAUUCGGCAACGAAAUAUUGAGUGAAGAACAAAAUAAUUUUGUGAAUAGAUGUAAACAAUUGAUUCGAUUGGCAUCCUACAAAAAUUGGACACCAACACAACUCAAAGAACAUUUACUGAGCGAUGAUGACGCAAAACGAGUUUUCAAUACAAAUGAUCUUGUGCAGACAUGGGUUAAAUUCUGGACUCAAUUUUCUUCAAGAAUUCACCAACAAUUAGUUAAUGAGUCAAAAGAAGAUUUUGGUAAUAAUUUGACAGACAUGAAAUGGAGAAUAGACCAAAAAACUAAUAUCAAUAGAUUAAGCGAAAUUAGCGAAAGCGUGGCCGUUGUUCAACUUAGCACCAAACAAGAUCCAAAUCAUCCUUUACUUUUUGAAAUGGAUAAGGAUACUUUGAAAAGUGUUAUGGAACAAUUCAAAGUUAUUCAAAAACGAAUUGAUCAGCUUUCAUAA
Molecule: messenger RNA, 639 nt
Organism: Naegleria lovaniensis
Lineage: Eukaryota; Heterolobosea; Eutetramitea; Acrasida; Naegleriidae
Exons: 1
Coding region: 1-639 (212 amino acids)
Biological process (GO): negative regulation of protein localization to cell surface; positive regulation of protein ubiquitination; regulation of proteasomal ubiquitin-dependent protein catabolic process
Cellular component (GO): endosome
Source: RefSeq, a predicted model, not a curated record